Molecule: messenger RNA, 587 nt
Organism: Solanum pennellii
Lineage: Eukaryota; Viridiplantae; Streptophyta; Magnoliopsida; Solanales; Solanaceae
Exons: 6
Coding region: 66-368 (100 amino acids)
Source: RefSeq, a predicted model, not a curated record
AGAGAGUUACUUGUUCUAAUUUUUCAUUUUUCUAAAGUCUUUCUUGUUGUUCUUUGUUUGGUGUAAUGGCUGAGAAUGAUGAUAGUGAUGCUCACUCAGCCACCCAAAGCCCUCCGCAGUCAAGCAUCACUUGUGUUAAUGUUGAGCAAGCCCCCACUGAGUCACGUCGCAGACAGGCAAUUUUGCGGAUGAUGUCUCAUCAUGCAUCUAUGUUUCGUCUUGCAAAGCACGCAUGGAUUGAGUCGAUGCGUCGUGAGAUGAAUGAAGUUAGGAUGGAGCUCCGUACUGCUGAAAGGAUGUUAAGGGUUGCGACGCUUCGCAAACGCAAGUGCCGCCGCAAGGGCGCCAACACGAAGAAAAAUCAAUGAUGAUGCAGAGAGAAUAUUAUAUAAAUUAAUUAUUUAUGUUUGUAGUCUAGAGUAAUGUGCAAGACAUCUUUCUAUGUGUGAUAUGGUUUGUGUUUUUAGUAUGUUAUUGUAUAGCAAGUAUAACAAAUCUUGCUAGUGAAGUGUGUAACUAAGUUUGAUGUGUAAACAUUGUGGUUUGUAUAUAUUGUAUAGCAAGUAUAUAUUGUGGUUUGUGUUGUU